Dermacentor albipictus is the source of this 1549-nucleotide messenger RNA. RefSeq names its product signal recognition particle 9 (gene Srp9). Gene Ontology annotation, cellular component: signal recognition particle, endoplasmic reticulum targeting. Gene Ontology annotation, biological process: SRP-dependent cotranslational protein targeting to membrane; negative regulation of translational elongation. Lineage: Eukaryota; Metazoa; Arthropoda; Arachnida; Ixodida; Ixodidae. The record is from RefSeq and is a predicted model, not a curated record. Gene Ontology annotation, molecular function: 7S RNA binding.
AGGCGGAGCCACUUUCUUCGCCGUCGCCAUGAUGCAUUGGCAACGUCACGCAGCCUGCGGUUGAUGUGUGAGCGUGUGUCGUGUGCGAAAGGAAGACGGCGGCGGUGCCAAAUAAGUUGUCAAUCUCGAAGUUCGGAUGCCCGUUUAAGUUAAGAGCCUAGCGUCGCGAUCAUGACUUUCAUCACGUCGUGGGAGGAAUUCUCGAAAGCCGCCGAGAGGCUCUACCUCGCCGAUCCCAUGAAGGUUAGGUUCACUGUAAAAUACAGGCACUGCGAUGGCAAGCUCCAAGUCAAAGUAACAGACAAUCAAGUGUGCCUUCAAUAUCUGACAGAACAUUCUCAAGACGUCAAGAGGAUAGAAAAACUAACCAACCUGCUGAUGAGGCAUAUGGCAUCGAAGGAACGAUGACUGUGCGGCCUUCGCCCAUGCUUUGCGCGCCUUGUACAUUCUUCAUACCUACGGACUGUCGUUUCCGGGAGACCUUGUUAAGUCUUUUGUGGACGUGGCUGUGGCGCUUGUUACAGGGUGAUGGCAGUUCUUCACUCAACUCUCUACACUGAAUACCGUUUUUGAUUUGAGCACGAGUGGUUUGUGCUCAUUCAGUCUUUUAAGUGAGCAAUGUGUGAAACCACUGUAAAUAGCGCUGUCUCCAGUUGCACCGUUCAUGGAAGAACUGUUGACGAGUACGGUGUGUGGCUGCUUUCUAUAAAAGGUCCUUCAAGGGCCAAAUGCCUUGCUCGAAUCGAGCACUUUCAUGUUUGCUUGGAAGGCUGUUGACAUGAUGUCCGGGACAGGGGUAACAGAACUUGCUGGCCAGGAAAGCCAGAAGAAAUGGUCACGAAGGAGAUGAAUUCGGCACCAGCAGAGCUUGGCUGACAUUGUGUGCUGUAGGUUGUGCAUAGCAAGCAUCUCCUGCACAAUGCAUUGCUUCCAGUCAAGCACAUCAGGAAUUGUUCAGGAGGCAAACAUAACUAGCCAGCCAAAAGACCAGAGGAAACAGUCUUUGUAAAUCAUGGAUGCUGCAGCAGCCGCAAAGUUUGUCACAACUUGCAUGCAGUGACCUGUACGGUUAGCUUGUUUAUAAGCUUUGCAAAAAACUCGUGGGGGAAGAAGGCCACGACAAGAUUACUCAGGUGAUUACACAGGCUCUUGGCGUGUCGUUAAAGCGAAGGCAACAGCUUGCGAAAAGGGCAGAUGCGGUGGUCUUGUGCAACAGACAGACUACAAGGUGGGGAAGUGUGCUAAGGCUUCUGGGAUAUAUUGUCACUUGUUCAAAGAACACUUCUCUCCAAUUGAAUGAAGCAUGGCUGACGACACUUUAGCGUUGAUGUGCUCUUACGCAUUUGCCUGAAGUUGUUAACCCGGGUGAGUUGUUUCUAUAUGCAAUCUCUGCAGCUCCAUUCAGGAUCAAACGCUUUUAAAAAAUGUGUUUCCGGUACACUUUUCUCACUCUUCUUAAUUUGUUGCACAAAAUUCCGUGCUGCCCAAAUCGGUUUCGUGUCACCGACAUCGCUCGUUUUAAUUGAAUAAAACAGUGUAUGAAGCCUCA